GUUUAGAACGUGAUGACGUCUCUUCGGAUAGAGUAUUAUGGGCUAUCCAGCAGCAAGCGUUAUUGAGGCAGAGAGCUGAGGUUGAAGUAAACAUGGAGCUCUCCGCCGUCGGGGAGCGCGUCUUCGCCGCCGAAUCCAUCAUUAAACGGCGCAUCAGGAGAGGACGGAUGGAGUAUCUGGUCAAGUGGAAAGGCUGGUCUCAGAAAUACAGCACCUGGGAACCAGAGGAGAAUAUUCUGGACGAGCGUCUUUUCGCUGCAUUUGAAGAAAGAGAGCGCGAGAGAGAGCUGUAUGGUCCAAAAAAGAGGGGACCUAAACCAGAAACAUUUUUAAUGAAGGCAAAAGCAAAAGGCAAAAACUACGAGUUCAGACGGGAAAUGUCUCGAGACUUACAUGUGUCAUUCCCAGUAGCUGAACCGAUUGUGACUCCCAGAGCCCGUGAGGGACUGCGGACAGUCGUGCCAACGAUUUUCCCACCAAGCACCAUCAACAGAGGCGAAAGUGUUCGUGUUCGUCCACCGGAUUUUGAGCGAGACCCACUGACACUGGAUUUUGCCAGCUCACCAAAAAAGCGAGGACCAAAGCCAAAGUUGCGUCCGGGAGGUUCAUCCACUGAAGGUGUUAAAAGAAAGGCAGAUGAACCGUUAUCUUAUCGUCCUUCCAAAUCCGAGAGAUCAGGAGAGACCUCGAACUGUGAUGUCAUCCAUGUAACCCAAAAGUUUCCAGCAGAAUCCAGCCUCGUUCAGAAGCCAAGUGAUGUCAAAUUCACACAUGGUGGCACCAUCUUAAAACCUGGGCCAGGUGUUGUGGGACAUCGACGGAAGGACAGCUCAAGUGGUGCCAUAAACCAAUCCAAGAUGAAACAUCCUCCCCAAAACAGUCUAUUUCGAUCCACCGCUCAAACCAGAGAGCAACUGUCUCUGAGUUUUGUCGACGAAACCGAUCAGUCCUGGCUGCCUUGUUUGAAGAACAUGGAGAAAAUUGUUGUUACUGACGUAACCAGUAACUCUUUGACUGUCACCAUAAAAGAGAGUUCAACGGACAAAGGUUUCUUCAAAGAAAACAGAUGAUGUGAUUUUUAGUUUAUGUAUGUAUGUGUCUAUGAAACAUUGUAAUCAAAUUAGAAAACGUCAUACAUUUCUAUAUCAUUUAUAGUCUAUAAAUGUCAAGUCUUGCAAUCACGUACAUAAUGCAAAAAAAAAAAAAAAAUCUAUAUAUAUAUAGUUUAUGUUUAGCUUCCAUUUCCAUUCACAUUUUCUAUGAAAAUGAAGUUUAUUUUUGUAUUUCUCAGAUUGUGUGUAACCUGUUGGUUCCUUCUUUUGGUUGCCUUCUUCAGCUUUAUCAUGAAUGUAGGUAUAGAUGCUGUUAACACAUUAGCUAUUACUUAAUGCACCUUUUUAAGGGACAUGUUGUUUAGUACCUCUUUUAUGAGCGUAUGGUAUUUUUCUGGUUAGAUUUUGUUUAUAUUUGAAGCUCCAAACAGUAGUCUGUAUUAAAACACACCCUUUAAAAAGAGUGAUGGGAAAUAAGCUACACAUGUAAUCAAACCCGGUUUAGGCUCAUUUUAGGCCUAAAUGUAUAAGGCACAAGCAUUUAGGGUUUAGAUUCGUAUUUCGUUAUAUUUCGUUUUUCUGAUGAACAUGUGGAUUUAAACAUUUCAAUAUGAAGCUGCUUUACGAUCCUUUUCCCCCUUCAAAAAACGAAAGCGUGUUUGAUUGCUACAAAUAGUGAUAAAUUAAACAUGAUAGCCUAUUAAGUUGAAAUGAUGUCAACCUGUUUAAGAGUUAAGUAUUUUUGCAGAGAGAACAAUGUGUAUCACAUCGAAAAUAAAAGUGUAAUUUAGGCUAGCUAUGUAUAAUAUAUUCAAAACCUAUUUUUAACCUAUCAUUUUAAAAUAAUUUAGUUUACGCGUUCUUUAAAACCCGGAAGUCCUAUAAAUCGGGUUUUUAUUACAGACAGUGCUUAUAAACGGACAAAAAAACCCGAUAUAUAAUAUUUUAAACAGCAUGUCGGCAUAUUUUGAAAGAUUUGAAAUCGUCUGAAAGACUUGUACGCUGUUGUAAUUACAUUCAAAAAUUGUAAAAAGUGGAAACCAGCUGGCCAAAAAAACAAUCAUUCGUCGUAACUCAGAUGUUCACUCCUUUUUAAUCUCGUUUCUAUUAUCUAACAUAUUAUAAACAUAAUAUUAUAUAAUAUUAUUAGAUUACAAUUGUUUAAUUUUAUAAAUGGUAUAAUUAAGAAUAAUAA
Messenger RNA from Carassius gibelio (silver crucian carp), 2247 nucleotides. RefSeq names its product chromobox homolog 8a (Pc class homolog, Drosophila) (gene cbx8a). Bases 93 to 1070 code for a protein of 325 amino acids. NCBI's taxonomy places the organism in Eukaryota, Metazoa, Chordata, Actinopteri, Cypriniformes, Cyprinidae. The record is from RefSeq and is a predicted model, not a curated record. The transcript is spliced from 5 exons.